Molecule: messenger RNA, 3094 nt
Organism: Diatraea saccharalis (sugarcane borer)
Lineage: Eukaryota; Metazoa; Arthropoda; Insecta; Lepidoptera; Crambidae
Source: the annotation of a GenBank genome assembly
AUGGCGUCCGAGGGUUUCUCAGCGUCUGAGGUGGACGGUAUGCCGGAUCGGAUAGCGGAGACGUUUACCGGCCGUCGCUUGCUGGUCACCGGCGGCACAGGUUUCAUGGGAAAAGUGCUCAUAGAGAAACUGUUGAGAAAAUGUCCAGAUAUUGGGCAGAUCUUUCUUCUUGUGCGUACCAAGAAAGGCAAGAAUCCGAAACAGAGAUUGGAAGAGAUAUUGAACGGAGAAUUGUUUGAAAUGCUCCGCAACCUGAGAGGUGGUAUCGAACCACUCUUAGAGAAGGUGACGAUCAUCAGCGGUGAUGUGGGUGCACCAGACCUAGCUAUGAGUGAGGGAGACAGACAGAAGAUUAUCGAUGAAGUGAAUGUUAUAAUACACGCUGCUGCUACCAUCAGAUUUGAUGAAGAGCUGAAGAAAGCAGUUUUUCUUAACGUACGAGGAACCAAAUUGAUUUUAGAACUCGCAAAACAAUGCAAAAAUCUACAGCUCUUCAUGCACAUAUCAACAGCUUAUUGUCAUUUGCACGAGAAACUUUUGGAAGAAAAGCCCUAUCCGCCACCAGCGGAUCCCCACCAGGUUAUUCAGGCGGUGGAAUGGAUGGAUGAUGAGACCAUCGCAACAUUGACACCUAAACUUCUGAAUAAGCUGCCCAACUCGUAUGCCUUCACCAAAGCUCUAGGCGAGGGUCUUGUGGUGGAAUACAUGCAGCACAUUCCUGCCGUCAUACUCCGACCUUCUAUCGUGAUCCCGAUAUGGCAAGAGCCGCUUCCUGGGUGGACCGACAACAUCAACGGCCCUACUGGUUUGCUGAUUGGUGCCGGUAAAGGUGUUAUCAGAACUAUGUAUUGUAAGAGCAACAGUUACGCCGACUAUCUGCCAGUCGAUGUGUUCAUCAAUGGAAUCAUGAUCAUGGCCUGGAACUACCUGGUUUAUGGUGACAAACAGAGGAACAUAGUCAACUUCACGUCAUCAGCGGAGAUAAAGGUCACAUGGAACGAACUGAUCGAGGCUGGCAGGGAAAUCAUCAUGAACAGAGUACCUCUCAAUGGUGUAGUUUGGUACCCUGGUGGUUCUAUGAAGCAUUCUCGUCUGUAUCACAACAUCUGCGCGUUCUUCUUCCACUGGCUACCGGCUAUACUCAUCGAUACUCUACUGUUCUGUCUUGGUUAUAAGCCUGUUUUGAUGCGUGUUCACCGGCGCAUAAGUAAAGGUUUCGAGGUGUUCGAAUAUUACACGAACAAUCAAUGGGACUUCAAAUCGGACACUGCACAGAAAGUGAGAACGAGGAUGAACGCUAGAGAGAGACGGGACUAUAAGGUCGAUGCUGUCGGCGUGGACAUCUCCAAGUACUUUGAAGACUGCAUCAAAGCUGCCAGGAUCUACAUUCUGAAGGAGUAUGAUGACACUCUCCCGGCAGCCAGGAGACACAUGAGAGUAAUGUACUGGGUUGAUUUGAUUGCUCAAAUACUCUUCUGGGCUCUAAUAUUAUAUUGGAUGAAGGGUCUAUUUUCUGGGAUGGGUUCCUUCUUCAGCUCAACCAGUGAUGUUACGCCGUCUGUAAUGGCGGCAUAGUCGCCAUCUUAUUGUUGUAAUAAAAUGUCCGAAGUGUGGCAGAAGACUGGUUUUGUUUUGUUUAAGUGAAUUUUAUAUUAAGUCUUAACGUGUAGGUGAAGUGUAAUUAUAAAGUCUUUUAUAACUUUGUUAACAUGUAUUAAGUAUUGUAAUGUAGUUAUAUAAUUUGGUUGCGACGUGAAUUUAUAACUUUUUAAGGUAAUUUUAUUUCCUUAUUCUACCAGACUGAUUUUUUGUUAUUCUGUUUUAUUUUUAAUUUUGUAUAUGAUUAGUUAAGUAAUAUGUAAAUAUAUUGCUUACUUGCCAUUAAUAAUUUUGAUUAUGAAGUAUUAAUUUUCUUGCAAUCUCUUUAAAUUUUGAAGUGAAAUAUAUGUAGAAUUCAUAUUUUGUUUUGAAUUUCCAGAUAAUUUUAAUAAUACGUUCUUAAAUGUUGAUUUUACUUCGUCUGUUAUAUGUCAAGAAUAUUGUUUGUUUUUUAAAUAUUGCACUUGUCAUGAGUUAUAAUUCAGAAUAAUAUAUUGAUAUUUUUUAAUAAUAAAUACUCUUUUUUUGUAUUUUUCGAAAUAUUCUUUUAAAAUAACAAAGGUAAUUGAUUUGUAAAUAUAUAUACAAACGCUGUAAAAGUACUUUAAACGUUUAGUUAUUAUUAAGCUAUUAUUAUACCUAAACAAUGUAAUGAAAUUGUAUAUAAUUCUAACCAAUUUUGAUAAAAACCUUUUUUUAAAUAUAAAGAUUUUAAACAUCUAUUUGUUAUUUAAUUUUCAUGUUUCAUUUAUGAUACUUUAUCUUAAAAACUUAAUUUAAACAAUAAGUCGCAAGUGUCCAUGAUGGGAUUCAAACUCAAAUUGCCCGUAAAUAGCAAUCUUAGUUAUGUAGUUUUGGAAAUAUUUAAACGAGAACCUUAGCUAAAACUCUCUCUUAGUAAUUCUAUGGUAUUUAUACUAAAAUAAAAAAAUCAAGAGUGUUAUUAAACUUAAAUUAAACCGGCAUUUGUCAUUCAAGGACACAAUGAUAGGACAAACGAUAUUUUUUUUUUUAGGAAUAAUGUUCCUGACUUCCGUCUCGCAGCGUAACAAAGCAAGUUAUUUUAGCAGGAAGUGUAAAAAAUAGCAAGAGAUAACAUAGUAACCAUAAUCGAAUAUUCUAUUCCCAUAAUUUAGUGUAGUAAUAUUAUUAGGUUAAUUUGAAAAUUAAUCAUGGAUCAAAGUUGAAUGUUUAACGUCUGGCAAAGCUAACAUUAUUUUUGCUACAAUACCAAAUAUAGUGCCUAAUAGAAAAGUAUACCAGUACGAAGGUUGGCCAAAAUUUCAAUGGCAUACACCUUAAAUCCAAUAAACCUGAUAUACCCAAGAAAUCCAAUAUACCCAAUAUAAUAUAGUUUUGGGGGAAGGGCUUGGGAUCCAAAACUAUGGUUACCAUCAUCAUCAUCAUCAGCCUUCUUACGUCCCCACUAUAGGGAGUCAAGCCUUCCUUAUGGACGGUUAAGGUGGGUGGGUCAUUAGUCCAUGACCCUCCACGU